Molecule: messenger RNA, 919 nt
Organism: Malus domestica (apple)
Lineage: Eukaryota; Viridiplantae; Streptophyta; Magnoliopsida; Rosales; Rosaceae
Product: thylakoid lumenal 17.9 kDa protein, chloroplastic
Cellular component (GO): chloroplast thylakoid lumen
Source: RefSeq, a predicted model, not a curated record
CGUUUAAUCAAAUGGAACCAGAGAGAGCGCAUGGCAGUAAAAGGUUGAGGAUAAGCCAUGGCCAACAUGAGCUUCAAUUUGAUGAGUCAUCAUCUUCUUCCUCCAACUUCCAAUCACUCAAUCCCCACAACCUCUCAUUGCCUCCAAAACCCGAAAUCCAGUUUGCAGAACUCGACCCGAAAGCCGAUAAUCCUCCCUAGUCUCCUCUCUCUAGCUCUCACUGUCACACUUGGCUCACCUUUACCUGUUUUGGCAAUCCCUUCUCUCAACUCUCAGUCCAAUGUAGCCCCUCCUCCUCCGACCACUCCAUUCUCUCAGGCCAAGAAUUUGAAGACUGGCCUUGAAUUCGGGAAAAUUAGACCUUGCCCAUCGAUAAAUCCUGGCUGUGUAUCGACAAAUCCAAGAUCGUCAUCGUUUGCAUUUCCAUUGGAGAUUCCUGCAAAUUCUUUAGACAAUGCAAUUCAGAGGUUGAAAGAAGCAAUCUUGGAAACUCAAAAGAACCCAAAAAUUCAGAUCGUGGAAGAUACUCCUGAUGGGCAAUAUUUACAAGCUGAGUUCGAUGGAGGCUUUGGCAGGGAUGUGGUGGAGUUUCUGGUGAAAGGAGACUUGGCUUCGUACAGGUGCAUGGCCACAAAAGUAACAUAUUUGUACCCUUUCACAACUGCUCUAGGAAAUUCACAGGGACAAGAAGAGCGGAUGAAGAAAAUUACUGACCAGUUGGGUUGGUAUGCUCCAAGUUUUGAAGCCAUGGACUAAUUAAUAAUUAAUUUGGAUUUUGUUAAUAGUUAAUGUGUUCAUGGUUCUUGUUUUUUUUAAUUUUCUUUUUACCCUUAUCUAUAUAUAUAUAUAUAUAUAAUUUGUACGAGACACAUGUUUGGAGCUAGUAUUUGAGUUUCUAUUUACAUGCCCGGUUAUAAAA